AUGAAGCUUAAACUCUUUAUCUUGCUUCUACUUUUGAGGAUUUCUCUUUAACAUAUAGUAACUUAUACUGUGAGCAAUCCUAACCCAUACUCUGUUGAUGUUUUGAAAUCGUAUACAUUGCUUGAAGGUCUUCUAUCACCCUAAUGCUUGACAGUCAAGUACUAAAAUAGAAUCAUCCCAUAUGAUGGCGUUUUUGCUAAAAGAGCUCUAUUACAUCCUCGAGCUUACUUGCAAUUACCUCCCUACGCCUCCUACUCGCUGGACAUAGAUAUUUCUUUUGUAUACGAUUUAACGAAGCUGGGAGCAUAUGAAGUCAUAGUGCCAAUACAUGUUGGUGGUGACGGCGUAAGGGCUCGAUUAAGUAUACCUCAGAAUGUUGGAAUAAAAAAUGACUAAUGCUAUCCCAUGGAACCCAUAGAAGUAUUGCAAUAAACGAGUCAUGCUAGAUUUUUAAUUACUACUGAAAAUAUACCUGAUCUCUCUGUGGGACGAUUAAGAGCUAGCGGAAUGAGCGAGGCUUAGGCCGUAGGCUACAGUAGGCGAUAAUCUAUUGUGACACCAGGUGUUGAUGAGUUCGACACUUUUGACUACCAAGAUGGGGAAGGACCUUUGCUGUCGCUCUGGCUAAAAAAUCAUAGUAUUAGCAAAAUGGUCUAGAACUUUGCCUUAGCAUUCUAGUCAGGUCCACUUUUAGGAUCGAAUGUUUCUGCAUAUAAUGCUGAAAUGCCUGUUAGUACUUAUUACUGGCAAAAGUAUAUAUAUUUGCGCUAUAGAGCUUAUUCAGAAAAUUUAGUAACAGCUCUAGGUUACAACUCAUUCCCAGGAACCGUGGCUCAUUAGUUAAGUAUCAUAAACUGUGUUUUUCAUGAUAGCAAAUAUUAUAGAAACUAAAUAACGGAAUCGAGUCUAGGAUAGUAUAAUUUACGGGAGUGGAGUGCGAGAGCUUUAUUAGAAGGAGGGGCUUCUUAUAAUACUAUAUUAGAUGAAUUUAGCUGCUGUAAUACUGAGGAAAUUAUCUGUGGUGACCAGCGACUAUAUCUUUCAGUUAAGGGCUAGUCAGGUUAGUUAAAGUAACAUGAAACAUCAGCUAGUUUCUAAAUAUAAAUUAUUGUUGGUGGAGCAUCUAAAUUUUAUUCUUUCCAGACAUACUAGAUUAAGUGGAUAAUUGGUGAUAAGCCUCUUCUAAAAAAGGCAGACACUGCAUUUUAAGGGUAGAAUUACUGGAAAUUAUACAAAUAUAAGAUUACACUAACAGUCCAAGAAAUAUCCCUAUUAGGAAUUAAUCAAUCUCAAAUGAGCUCUAGUGAUGAAUCAGUCAGUUUAAUUUUUCUGAUAUACUGCAAGAUGUGUGACACUAACCAAUUUUACAUACUCAGGCCCCUAAUUUUUCAGAAUCAUAAGCAUAUCAAAGCUUUAUCACUUCCCAGCACUUGA
Messenger RNA from Stylonychia lemnae, 1434 nucleotides. NCBI's taxonomy places the organism in Eukaryota, Ciliophora, Spirotrichea, Sporadotrichida, Oxytrichidae. The record is from the annotation of a GenBank genome assembly.